UGUGUCUCUGGAUACUGAUGAUUGCAGGUUCCAUUCCAUCAGAAUUUGGAGAUUUUCGUAACAUUGGAAGAUUAGUGUUGCAUUCCAACAGUUUGCAUGGUUCUAUUCCGCCAGGGAUAUUUAACAACACAAAGCUAUUCCUCCUUUCACUCACCGGAAACAACCUUUCUGGCAAUCUUCCAGGCAACAUUAACCUCCCCAAUAUUGAGUGGUUGUCUAUUGGGAUUAAUGAUCUAAGUGGAGUCAUACCACACACCAUCUCAAAUGCUUCUAAACUAAGAACUUUUGAUGUGGUAACCAAUAGAUUCCACGGCUCGAUUCCAACAUCACUAGGCCAGUUAAGAUCUAUUGAACAUCUAGGCUUUGGAUUUAACUUUUUCACAGAGCCUUACCCUGAGCUUAGGUUCAUUGAUUCUUUGGGAAACUGCAAGAGCCUAAUAUACUUGUCUCUCUCAUACAAUCCUCUCAAUGCCACCAUUCCUUCAUCUGUAAAGAAUCUCUCUUCUCUGCAAUACUUUCUUGCAAGGAAUUCUGGGCUUAAGGGAACCAUUGCACAAGAACUGGGUAACCUGAGUAGUUUGGUAACAAUAAAUCUGGGGUACAACUCAUUGACUGGAUCUAUUCCAAUGAGUUUUCAAGAAUUAUCCAAUCUUCAAGGUUUGGGUGUUAAUGAUAACAGGAUUGGAGGGCCCAUACCAGAAGCUCUUUGCCAUUUGAAGAAUCUUGGUUUCCUAUAUCUGAAUAGAAAUCAAAUAACUGGUAUGAUUCCAGGAUGCUUGGGAAAUGUGACUUCUCUAAGGAGACUCUACUUAAACAAUAACAAGCUCACUUCUACUCUACCUGCAAGCCUUGGAAACCUCCAUGAUCUGUUGGCUAUAUAUGUAAAUUCAAACUUUUUGAAUGGAAGCAUACCUGAAGAGCUAGGAAGUUUGAAGGUUGCAAUAGAAAUAGAUCUGUCAAGGAAUAAUUUCUAUGGGGAAAUUCCUCGAACACUUGGAGGGCUAGAUCAGGUGAUCAAUCUUUCUUUGGCACAGAACCAAUUACAAGGUCCAAUCCCCAGUUCAUUUGGUGCCAUAGUGGCACUAGAAAGACUUGAUUUGUCUCAGAAUAAACUGGUUGGUAGCAUCCCCAACUCAUUUCAAUCACUGCAAUAUUUGAAGCAUUUCAAUGCCUCUUUCAAUAAACUUUCUGGAGAAAUACCAACCAAAGGCCCAUUCGCAAACUUCACCCAAGAUUCUUUUCUGUCAAAUCCUGCAUUUUGUGGUGGCUCUCCUCAUCUGCAAUUUCCUCCUUGUCAACCUGAUUCACCUAAAACUGCCAUGAAAUCCAAGACCCGGAAACUAUUGCUAAUUUUAGCCCCAAUUGGAUCAAUAUCAAUUCUGCUCGUUCUUGGCAUUACUUUGGUGUUUUUAAGGUUUAGAGGGAAAAAAAGCAGCCCCACUGGAACAACCAUAUUUCCUGCUAUAACACAUGAGAGAGUUUCUUAUUAUGAGCUUGAAAGGGCAACCAACGGAUUCAGCCAAGAAAACUUUCUUGGAAAGGGAAGCUAUGGAUCAGUUUACAAAGGGGUGUUCUUGGAUGGGACAAAUGUUGCAGUGAAGGUUUUCAACCUGGAAAUCGAAGGGGCAUUCAAGAGUUUUGAUGUGGAAUGUGAGGUAUUUCGUAGCAUUCACCAUAGGAAUCUUGUCAAAGUAAUCACUAGUUGCUCAAACCUGGAUUUUAAAGCCUUGAUACUAAGAUACAUGGGUAAUGGAAGCCUGGAGAAAUUGUUGUAUUCUGACAAUCUUUUCUUGGACAUCCUUAAGAGAUUGGAUAUAGUCAUUGAUGUUGCAUCCGCUUUGGAGUAUCUUCAUCAUGGCUAUUCUAUUCCCAUUGUUCAUUGCGAUUUGAAACCUAGUAAUAUCCUAUUGGACGAGGAUAUGGUUGCUCAUGUUAGUGAUUUUGGCAUUACGAAGUUGUUGGGUGGAGGUCGGGAUAGCGCUGUAAGAACAAAGACCCUAGCAACUAUGGGAUACAUUGCACCAGAAUAUGGGUCAGAGGGCUUGGUAUCGACGAGUUGUGAUGUCUACAGCUUCGGGAUUUUGGUGAUGGAAACAUUCACAAGAAAAAAACCUAUAGACAACUCAUUCUCCGGAGAUUUCAACAUAAGGGAUUGGGUAGUUGCAGCACUACAUAACUCAUCAAUGGUGCACAUUAUGGAAGAGAAUAUGUUGAUAUCAUCAUAUGAUGAUGUUGGUGUAGCAGCGGCAAAGGUGGAGUGUGUGACCUUAAUCAUGGAAUUAGGGUUGAGAUGUUCCACACAAUUGUUUGGGGAAAGACCAAGCAUGGGAGUUGCCUUAGUAUCACUCAAGAAGAUCAAAGCUCAAUUCCUGUCCAAAUUGCAUUGAUUGUAUGCAUGCAUCUUCUCAGUAAGCUACAGCUAAACCUACCUUGUAAUUUUAAUGUAAUUGACAAAGAAUCACAAUGAGAUGUAAACUAGCAUAAGUUGUUCGUAGUUAAUUGGGUCAAUUCAAUAAAGUCAAUAAAUCGUUCCCAC
Molecule: messenger RNA, 2536 nt
Organism: Ipomoea nil (Japanese morning glory)
Lineage: Eukaryota; Viridiplantae; Streptophyta; Magnoliopsida; Solanales; Convolvulaceae
Product: receptor kinase-like protein Xa21
Exons: 2
Coding region: 18-2387 (789 amino acids)
Biological process (GO): protein phosphorylation
Molecular function (GO): ATP binding; protein kinase activity; protein binding
Source: RefSeq, a predicted model, not a curated record